CAACUCCAGGAAUAACUAUUAUCUCGACGCAAAAACUCAAGAUGCCAGCCGACUACAAUGGACGGUGGGAGAUGGUGAGCAAUGAGAACUUUGAGGAGGUCAUGAAAGCCCUGGAUAUUGACUUUGCCACCAGAAAGAUCGCUUCCCAUCUGCACCAGACAAAAGUCCUUGUUCAAAAUGGAGACAAGUUUGAAACAAAGACAUUGAGCACCUUCAGAAACUAUGAAGUCAACUUUACAGUUGGGGUGGAAUUUGAGGAGCAGACAAAGGGUCUUGACAACCGGAAAGUCAUGACCCUGGUCACCUGGGAUGGGGACAAACUGGUGUGUGUUCAGAAGGGAGAAAAAGAAAAUCGUGGUUGGAAACACUGGAUCGAGGGAGAUCUGCUACAUCUGGAGAUCCAUGUGUUGGACAAAGUCUGCCACCAAGUGUUUAAGAAGGCCCAGUAAGAGGAACCCAAACUGCAAGCUGUCCACUGUUGCAAGACGCAACCUAUUUAAAGUGUUUAUAUUAAAAGCUUAUUCCUU
Messenger RNA from Corythoichthys intestinalis (scribbled pipefish), 527 nucleotides. It is a transcript of the gene rbp2a, whose product is annotated as retinol binding protein 2a, cellular. Gene Ontology annotation, biological process: fatty acid transport. Gene Ontology annotation, molecular function: fatty acid binding. The transcript has 4 exons. The record is from RefSeq and is a predicted model, not a curated record. Gene Ontology annotation, cellular component: cytosol; nucleus. Lineage: Eukaryota; Metazoa; Chordata; Actinopteri; Syngnathiformes; Syngnathidae. The coding region runs from base 42 to 449 and encodes 135 amino acids.